GGAUAACCCAAGAAAUGAUGUGAAUUAGAUGACUCUGACAGCUUGACGUUGAACCUGCGCUCUAGGGUUAUUUUAGUUCACACGCUCGCCCUCUUGCUUGUGUCGUCCGUACUUAGACUUUCCUCCCAUAUGCUUCUCUGACCAUAAACUUGGCUGUACAGCCUGACGUCUGUGCCCCUCCACUUUCUUUGUGCAAGCUUGCAGUUGCUUGUUGUUCCGGCUUCCAUUUUGCGCCAUACCUAAAUCUCCUCUUCACCAAAACCACACAUCCACAACCACCAUGUCUGGACGAGGAGCAGCUACCGCCCGCGGCCGCGGGGGCAAGUUCAAGAAGUACACAAGAGGAGGUGGUCACCACUUCUCUCGCGACCUGCGACCCCUCGACGCCGAUGGAAACGAAAUCAGCAUGUGGAGCGUCGACGCCCAGAAGAAGAACCGCCGUGGCGCCGGCGGCGACUCUGACGACGACUCCGAGGAAGACUCUGACGAGGAGGACUCCGAUGAGGACUCUGACGACGACGACGCCGGCCCUUCCACCAAGACGGCUGCUGCUGCUGCCACGCCUGCGAGCAGAGAGGAGCGCAGGGCUGCCAAGAAGGCCCAGAAGGACGCCGCGAUAGCCAGGAAGAAGAAGGCCGCCGUGCAGGUCGGAGACAUGCCCAGCGACUCGGAUGAGGACAGCGACUCGGACUCUGACGACGACAAAGACAUGCCCGCCAACCCCAACCACAGCAAGGCCGCGCGCAAGCAGACCCGCGCGCCUCCCAAGGCCGCCUCGGACGAAGACGAAGACGACAGCGACGAUGACGCCGGCGUCAAGAAGGCCACCGCGGGUGUCAAGAAGAUGGCCGUCGGCGGAAUGAACCGCAAGGAGAAGGAGGCGUACGAGGCGCAGCAGGCCAAGGAGCGGUAUCGCAAGCUCCACGAGGCCGGCAAGACGGACGAGGCCAAGGCCGAUCUCGCCCGCCUCAAGGAGAUCCGGGAGCGGCGUGAGGCCGAGGCUGCGCGCAGACAGGCUGAGCGAGAAGAGGCCGAGGCCCUCGCCAAGGAGAAGCGGUCCGAGAUCGAGCUCAGGGAGGCCAAGAAGCGCGAGGCGGCGCUCGGCAAGCCUGCCAAGAAGGGCAAGAAGUGAAGCUGAUGCCAUUGCGUCCUCGCUUCAGCAUGGCAUUCGCCAAGUUCUCUGGGCGGCAGUCGUCGGUGGGAUAUUCUUCGCUAGGACGGUCUGUCGGAAGCGCCCGUACAUGGGGGAUAUGGCGGCGCAGGAGUCGCCUAUCUGUUUUGUCGAUAUAAAGCCGCGAUACAUAAAAUACGAUUUGGCACAAAAUGACCGGCAACAACAAAGUGUUCCCCCGUGGUGACGAAGUUGCGAUGUAAGGUCAUCUUUGUGGAGCGAGUCCCCCUUACCAUGGUCGACGUCCAAAAAGAGUGGCAUGAGCUCUCUUGAAACGAGGUGACUUACCGUCCAGACAAGAGUUGAUACUUUGGUCGCGCUCGUCAUAUUGCCCAGUUAGAAGCCUAGGAUUUCAACAAUGGGUGACCGCAAGGUAAGCAAGUAUCUGCAGGUGCUUCGGGAGCUUCAGCCUCGCGGGAAGGAACCACAGAUGUCUUCAUCUGGACGAACGAACUUGAA
Microdochium trichocladiopsis is the source of this 1630-nucleotide messenger RNA. Its product is annotated as casein kinase substrate phosphoprotein PP28-domain-containing protein. The transcript has 3 exons. The record is from RefSeq and is a predicted model, not a curated record. NCBI's taxonomy places the organism in Eukaryota, Fungi, Ascomycota, Sordariomycetes, Xylariales, Microdochiaceae. Gene Ontology annotation, cellular component: cytosol. Gene Ontology annotation, molecular function: RNA binding. The coding region runs from base 281 to 1132 and encodes 283 amino acids.